Messenger RNA from Thermothelomyces thermophilus ATCC 42464, 1284 nucleotides. RefSeq names its product carbohydrate-binding module family 18 protein. Gene Ontology annotation, molecular function: chitin binding. NCBI's taxonomy places the organism in Eukaryota, Fungi, Ascomycota, Sordariomycetes, Sordariales, Chaetomiaceae. The transcript has 2 exons. The coding region runs from base 1 to 1284 and encodes 427 amino acids. The record is from RefSeq and is a predicted model, not a curated record.
AUGCGUCUCCUAGCUUUGGCAUUCGCGGCGCCGGGCCUCCUCAGGCUGGCGCUCGCACAACUCGAGGUGUCCCCUGACGGAACAUGCGGGCCCGGAAACCGGUACUCCUGUCUCGGGUCGUCGUACGGCAACUGUUGCACUGAAAAGGGGGAGUGCGGUGGAACGGACGAGGACUGCGGUCCAGGAUGCCAGCCGGAAUUCGGUCUGUGUGGAAGGGGUGUUGGCGGACUUCCGGGCACUACGGAGGAGCCGGAUCCCACGAAGAGUAGUAGUCCCACUCGACAGACGGCUCUUCCUACUACCCUCACCACGACGAGGCGGACGGCCUUGCCCUCGACCAUCACGACGCGUCUGACCGCCAUUCCCUCGAGUCUUCUGCCUCCGUCGCAGUCUCAGGCGGUCUCGACCAUAGUCGUGACCUCGAUCGUGACCCAGAGCACGCUGGUGACCGUCUCUACAACAACCGCCCUGACCAACACGGUCGUCGUGAACACGACAUCGGUCCACUUCACCACCACGACGUCAACCAGCUACUCCAUCGUGUUCGCCACCGUCUACAACACCAUCAAUGUCACCCGCAUCUCAACAGCCUGGGAGACGGCCACGUCCACGACGACCCAGACCAUCGAUACCACCCAGUACUUCAACCUGACGCGCACCUCCACGUACACCCAACCCAUCACCGUCACCUCCCACACCAACGCUACGCGCUAUGUCAAUGCCACCUCGACGGACUUCAUUACGCGCACCACGACCGUUCCGCUCACCAUCACGUCCACGUCCACGUCCACCAUAACCAUCAACUCGACCCGCCUGACGACCGCGACCGAGACGACCGAGGUGCCCGUGACCGUGACCGCCACCGACACCGACACAGAGUACACGACGCAGACUGAUUUCCUGACGGCGACGACGACCGCCGUGACGACCGAGACGCACGACGUCACGCGCCACUGGAACACAACAUCCACCGCCCUGCGCACCGUCACCGUCACCGUGACGGCGACCACGGCGGCGCCAGGCGAGCCCGCUACCACCACCACCACCGCCACCGCCACCGUCACUACCAUCGUCAACCCGUCCAUCUCGACACCCACCACGGAAACGGAAACGAAAACAGAGACCGAAAUCACCACUUCUACCGUGACGGUGACGGGAGCCGACCCCUCUGAACCGAGCGGGCCGACCUCCACGGUCGGGCCAUCUUCUGUGCCUUCAUCAGGCACCACUGCGGAGACGACGAGUUCGAGUAGGGGACAGACGCUUACCGUGGGUAUGUAUUAG